AUGACUAAUAAUGUUGAAAUGAGUGAAUCGAUUCCUAUGGACGAAUCGUCAAAUAAAAUUCAUCAACAAAAAGAAGACGACGAUGAUCAUCGGCAAUGUAUUAGUGAAUUACGUUCUAUUUUUCUUCAAGUUCAUCGUUGCCAACAAGAACCAGAUAAAAAUGUAAGUCUUCAUGACGUUUUAUCUUUUCUGAAUCUUAUUUAUUUGAAUGAGAAAAAAAAAUAUACGUCUCUUUUUCCUUGUCGGGAAUAG
Rotaria socialis is the source of this 252-nucleotide messenger RNA. NCBI's taxonomy places the organism in Eukaryota, Metazoa, Rotifera, Eurotatoria, Philodinida, Philodinidae. The record is from the annotation of a GenBank genome assembly.